Molecule: messenger RNA, 1405 nt
Organism: Cornus florida
Lineage: Eukaryota; Viridiplantae; Streptophyta; Magnoliopsida; Cornales; Cornaceae
Product: nudix hydrolase 9
Exons: 9
Coding region: 102-1025 (307 amino acids)
Molecular function (GO): GDP-mannose hydrolase activity
Source: RefSeq, a predicted model, not a curated record
AGGAAGGAAAAAAAAUGAAAAACGUUUUCUCCCCAUUCCCUGAAAUCUUGUAAAAGUUUCGAUCUAAAGCCAGUUUUAGGCGCGCGCGAGAACUGGGUGUAAUGGAGAAGAAAGGGGGAGGUCCGAGUACUGAGGUCGCCGAUCUCGAUCGUCUUCCAUUCAAGCUUCUUCUAUCGUGUCCCUCUGGUCUCUCUCCAUCUCAGGUGUCGGUGGUUUUUGAUGAAGCUUACGAUAGAAAACUCCAUCCGGACGUUAAUUUGGAGAACUCCGUUUCUGAGAUUUGGGAGCGGAGGAUUAAACAAAACUCAUCACUGUUCAAUGGGACAAAAUUCAGAUAUGGAGGACACAUCAUGCGUGGUGGGGGUGAUUCCAAUGAAGAGCCCCAUGUAUGCCUCCACCUUGGUUUGACAGAUUAUAGGACUUUCAUGGGGACAAACUUAAAUCCUUUGUGGGAAGAAUUUCUUGUUUCAUCAGCAGAUGAUUGCAUACGGUGUGAGCACACCUCGAGCCCACUGGGUAAUGCUGCAGUUGUAGAGACAUCUGACAAGAAGAUAGUCGUGCUGCAAAGAAGCAAUAACGUUGGGGAAUUUCCUGGACACUUUGUUUUCCCUGGAGGCCAUCCAGAGCCCGAAGAAGUUGGAAUAGUGACCCAUUUGUAUGACAAAGAUUUGCAAAACUCUGAGCUUGUGAACAGAAAGGUUUCGCAAGAGAUGUUUCACAGCAUUGUUCGUGAAGUAGUUGAAGAAAUUGGAGUACCUGCAGUAUCGCUUUGCAAGCCAGUCUUUAUUGGUAUAUCGCGGAGGGUAUUGAAUGUUAGACCAGCUGUUUUUUUCUUCAUCAAGUGCAGUCUUCAGUCAAAGGAAAUUCAACAACUGUAUUCUAGUGCACAAGAUGGAUAUGAAUCAACACAGCUUUUUACUGUUUCAAUGAAUGAUUUGGAGAACAUGACAUCUAAAAUGCCUGGCUGCCACCAAGGAGGAUUUGCACUCUAUAAGCUAAUGGUAGAAGCUGUGAAGGAUAUUUAAUGGAAGUCCAGGACUGCUGCUUGUUCAAGAUUGGCUGCCAUUUGCAUUUAGGUGGUUUUGCAAGACAUUUUACGGCUUUGACUUUCUUCCGUGGGAACUUGUCUCCUUUCAGUUGGGAGAAAUAUAAUUACGGUGAAUUUCCAAAUAUAUAUAUAUAUAUAUAUAUAUAUAUAUAUUUACAGUGGCAUUUUGGUUAUACAUACAUGGUUAUGCAGAAGUAUAAUUUUCUUUGUACUACCUAAUUCAAAAAUCAAGCCUUCAGUGCAUUCCUGUGUUAUACUUGUGUAAUCCACAUUUACAAUGUUCAGUGGCAAUUAUUGUAUAAAACAUUUCAAAACUUGAUUCUUGAACUCUGUUAAUGUAUGUACACGUCUUUGUUA